This is a messenger RNA of Colletotrichum spaethianum, 1074 nucleotides long. RefSeq names its product putative oxidoreductase YKL071W. Bases 1 to 1074 code for a protein of 357 amino acids. The record is from RefSeq and is a predicted model, not a curated record. Lineage: Eukaryota; Fungi; Ascomycota; Sordariomycetes; Glomerellales; Glomerellaceae. The transcript has a single exon. Gene Ontology annotation, molecular function: oxidoreductase activity.
AUGGCCGACGAAUCCCAAAAGAUCCCAGUCGCCGCGUCCGAAGCCCGCCGAUUUGUCGAGGACAUUCUCAAAGGCAACGGUGUACCCGCCGAGAAUGCCGCGAUCGUCGCCCGCUGCCUCAUUGCUGCCGACCUUCGCGGCGUCGACACACACGGUAUGAAUCGCGUCCCCUCCUACAUGGAGCGUAUUCGUCAAGGCGUUCUCGAUGCCGCCGCCCAGCCCGAACUCAAGCAGGUUACCCCCGUUGUUGCGCAUGUUGACGGCAAGAACGGUUUUGGCUUCGUCGCGGCGACCGUGGGCAUGGCCGCGGCUAUUGAGUCCGCCAAAACCUUCGGCAUUGGCAUGGCAAGCGUCUCGCACUCGAACCACUUCGGUAUGAGUGCGUGGAUUGUGCAGCAGGCGCUCGACGCGGAUAUGAUGAGCUUGGUUUUCACCAACUCUAGCCCCGCAUUGCCAGUCUGGGGUGGCAAAAGUAAACUCAUGGGCGUGUCGCCGAUCGCCUGUGGCGCGCCCGGGAAGGACAAGCCAUUCAUCCUUGACAUGGCACCGUCGGUCGCCGCCAGGGGCAAGGUUUACAAGGCUAAGAGACGGGGUGAGAAGAUUCCCAUCGGCUGGGCUCUCGACGGCGAGGGCCGGCCGACGGAUGACCCAGCCGCAGCAUUGGAGGGCGUCAUGCUUCCCAUGGGCGGCCCCAAGGGCUCAGCGCUAUCGAUCAUGAUGGACGUCUUCUCGGGCGUCUUCUCAGGGUCUGCCUUCGCAGGCCACGUAACGACCCCGUACGAUCCUUCCAGGCCAGCCGACGUGGGCCACUUCCUUGUCGCCAUCAAGCCGGACCUCUUCAUGAGCCUGGACGACUUCCGCGAGAGGAUGCAUUACUUAUAUCAGCGCGUUGUAGGCGCAGAAAAGGCUGCGGGCGUGGAAAGAAUCUACUUCCCUGGUGAGAUUGAGCAACUGAAUCAGCAAGAAAGAGAAAAGAGCGGAAUACCUUUGGUCCAAGCAGAAAUUGACGCCCUCAAUGAAGAGGCCAAAAGAGUUGGUGCACAGUCGCUAGCUACAACGAUGAAUAUUGAAUGA